AUGGCUCAUCGUAUCAUCAGCCAGCUGGCUUUCACAGGCGCUCGAGUCCUGAGUCGAGCCUUCACUGAGGCCUACAAACAGGCGUCGGCGUCUCAAAAAUACGCUGCAGCUACGAGCCAGACGGGCGCCAAUACACUCUCCUCAUCUGGUCUCACCCUCGACGAAGCAUGCCGAAUCCUUAAUGUUUCGCCGCCAAAGCAAGGCCAGGCCGAUCUUACCAAAGUGCACAACCAAUUCAAGCGAUUAUUCGACACAAAUGAUCCCAAGAAGGGAGGCUCAUUCUACCUACAAAGCAAAGUGUUGCGCGCGCGAGAAAGACUGGAGCUGGAGGCCCAAAGACUGAAAUCGCAAAGUCAGCAAGCACCACCUCCACCGCCCCAGGAGCCACCACAGACGCCUCCCAGUUGA
Ramularia collo-cygni is the source of this 408-nucleotide messenger RNA. RefSeq names its product related to mitochondrial import inner membrane translocase subunit tim-16. The coding region runs from base 1 to 408 and encodes 135 amino acids. The transcript has 3 exons. Gene Ontology annotation, cellular component: TIM23 mitochondrial import inner membrane translocase complex. Lineage: Eukaryota; Fungi; Ascomycota; Dothideomycetes; Mycosphaerellales; Mycosphaerellaceae. The record is from RefSeq and is a predicted model, not a curated record. Gene Ontology annotation, biological process: protein import into mitochondrial matrix.